UUCUUAAGAAACAUAUGUUUCUAACUUUUAUACUGCUGAAAUUAAUACUGUCCACUGAUGCAUUCUACUAUGAUCCACAGUUAUAUGUUCCGAAGUACCGCGACUAUCUUGAAGCACAAGGUAAUUUGACAGCAGACUUGUUCAAAAAUUAUGAAAAAGAUGUCUCUCCCGUGUAUGCUUGGUUUGACACGUCAAAACCACUGGGAUAUGAUCCUGAUGCUCCACAGAGAUACAACUAUACAUUGUUCCUGUAUAAUUUGAAACUUAUACAGGUAAAUGAACCUGAAGAACAAGUUUCAGUUGUCUUGGAGUUGAUGGAGUAUUGGUAUGACCCAAGAUUAUCCUGGAAUGCAUCCGACUAUAAGAACGUGACUGCAAUUUUCACAAGACAGGAGAAGAUUUGGAGUCCAACAUUGACCCCAUUUGGAGUAAACGAAAUUAUCGAUUUCCGAGAUCAAGAUUUCCGUCUUGUGUGCAUUGAUAACUUGGGCAUGAUCUAUGAUUACUUGUCAGUCCGGGUUUCUGCAAACUGUCGAAUGGAUGUGACGAAAUUUCCCUUCGACAGCCAAACAUGCCAAAUUCGAUUUUCGUUGCCUAUAUUUAGUUAUCUUGAAGUCAAAAUUUAUACAGAGCUCUAUGAAGGAAUAAACAACUAUAGCAUGUUCGAAGUUAUGGGAAAUUCUGAAUGGGAACUUAUAAAUCUCACCAACAGAGUGGAUUUUCUUACAUACAAUGAUCGAUUUGAUGUUGAACUGGCAGUUUAUGAGAUUAAAAUUGCUAGAAACCCACUAUAUUACUUCUACAUGAUAGUUUUUCCGUCAUUCGUCAUCAAUUCCGUCUCUAUUGUUGGUGUAUUCAUUAAAGGGGCUGACAAAAUGUCAAGGCUCAAUGUUGGACUAACCAAUAUUAUGACUAUGACAUUUAUUCUUGGUGUUAUGUCGGACAAAAUUCCGCGGACUGGAAAUGUUCCUUUACUUGGAAUUUAUAUAAUUGUAAACUUACUUAUUAUGCUGGUUGCAAUUAUUAUUGUCACUAUAAUCACGGAAAUUCGAAAAUGUGUUACGCCUAAACUGAGGAAAAAUACAUCCUCGUUCAAUCUGAAAUUGGAAAUAUUUAUCGGUUCACCACUGGAAUACACGUGUGCAGUUAUUCUUGAAUUGGCAACAAUAUCUAAUUUUUUCAUGAUGAUUGGUUUUUGGAUUGAUAAUUCUUAAUACAUAUUAUCUCAAGACUUUAACUUACGAGACGCUUUUUUUUUAAAUUUGAUUUUUCACAGUAAUUCUAUUUUUUUGUUGAAUAUCACAAUGUAUAUAUGUAAAUGCUUACAAA
This is a messenger RNA of Caenorhabditis elegans, 1329 nucleotides long. It is a transcript of the gene lgc-13, whose product is annotated as Neurotransmitter-gated ion-channel ligand-binding domain-containing protein. Lineage: Eukaryota; Metazoa; Nematoda; Chromadorea; Rhabditida; Rhabditidae. The transcript is spliced from 8 exons. Gene Ontology annotation, biological process: monoatomic ion transport; monoatomic ion transmembrane transport. The record is from RefSeq and is marked reviewed. Bases 15 to 1214 code for a protein of 399 amino acids. Gene Ontology annotation, molecular function: transmembrane signaling receptor activity; extracellular ligand-gated monoatomic ion channel activity; monoatomic ion channel activity. Gene Ontology annotation, cellular component: membrane; synapse.